ACUGCUGCUGAAACACGGAGCAGACCCCCUUCAACCCGACAGAAAUGGAGACACACCGCUACAUCAGGCCGCAAAAAGAGCCCUCAAACAUGGCAAAAGAGCUUAUGAUGACCUGGUGGUGCCAUUGCGAAAAAACUGUCCAGAAGCCAUGGAUAUCUCUAAUAAAGCAGGAGUGACUCCUCAUGACCUGCUCCAGUGGAUGAAGCCUGAGCAGGGGAACAUCAAAAAUGAAUCCUCGCAUGUUGAUCCAGAGAAACAAUGGAGAGAGAAGCUGUUGGGUGAAUGUCAGGAUGAGUUUUUUGAGACAUUCGGACAAUAUGAUGAUGACUUUGUAUGGGAUGAUAAAGACGACGAGGUAGACUUCGGAGACUGGGCGGAUCGGAUCAGACGGGAGUAUUUUGCCAAGCAACGGGCCAAAGAACAGAGGGAAGCGGCUUCUUCGGGUCAGAAGAGGUCGAAGCGGCGGAAGGAGACGGAGGAGGAUGAGAGGAGUCGUAGGGAGCUGAGAGCCAGGCUGGAGCGGGAGCAUGAGGAGUACCUGCAGCGUGCAGCUCGUAAGGAGGAGGAGACGCGGCAGGGGAGGAAGAGGCGCUAUGAGGAGCGCUGUGCCGCCACGUUUCACAGCUCCUCGAGCAAAGGGCCUGAAGGACUGCUGGGAUACGACGACAUCCCUUGGCCCGCUCCUCGCGGUUCGCUGGAGGAAAUGGUGGGUGUUAUGUUGCACGGUGCUGAUCGAUCUGAUUCGACUGUUUUUCGGAAGGUGCUCCGUCGCCAGCAGACCCUCUGGCACCCAGACAAGUUUGUCCAGCGCUGUGGAGGCCGUCUGCAGGAGUCUGAUAGACAGAGGAUCCUCGACACCGUCACUGGCCUCUCACAGGAGCUCAACAGACUCGCACAAAACCUCUGAUGACGUAGACUCCUCUGAUCUGAGCACCUCACUAAAUGGCUUUCAGUCAGGUUUAUUUCAAGCUGGAAUGUGAUUAACACACUUUUGAAGUGUCAAAUAAAAAAUGUAUUGUCUUAGCUUAA
This is a messenger RNA of Sinocyclocheilus grahami, 1029 nucleotides long. Its product is annotated as NF-kappa-B inhibitor-like protein 1. The transcript is spliced from 4 exons. Gene Ontology annotation, biological process: negative regulation of canonical NF-kappaB signal transduction. The annotation marks the transcript as partial. The record is from RefSeq and is a predicted model, not a curated record. NCBI's taxonomy places the organism in Eukaryota, Metazoa, Chordata, Actinopteri, Cypriniformes, Cyprinidae.